AAAUCUCGAUUAAUUAUUAAAUUAUUUAAUGAUCAAGUGGAUGUUUAUUCAACUAUAAUCAAGUGGAUGCCUCGUAUAUGAUCAUUUAUGAAUCUCGCAUAUCAUUGAAUGAUAUGUUAUAUCUUCAUAUGCAUAUGCAUAUACACAUUUAUAUAAUAUAGGGAAGCUUGUGGAUCUGAAAGAGCUACAUGUCUAAGCUUGAGAACAUCGAGUUCAUCAUCUGAUCAGCUCCAAACGAUGGCUGAUGAACAAUAUCGAUUGCUUCCGAUUGCCAACGUGGUUAGGAUUAUGAAACACAUCCUGCCACCAAGUGCCAAGAUUUCAAAAGAGGCUAAACAAACAAUGCAAGAAUGUGUAACAGAGUUUAUAAGCUUUGUCACUAGCGAGGCAUCUGACAAGUGUCACAAAGAGAAUCGAAAGACUCUGAAUGGAGAUGACAUCUGUUGGGCUUUAACUGCUCUAGGGUUUGACAACUAUGCUGAGGCCACAGUUAGGUAUUUACAUAAAUAUAGGGAGGCUGAAAGAGAGAAAGCUAGCAGCCAAAACAAAGCAACCAGCUCUCAAGACAAAGACGAUGAAGAAUCAUCAGAGGAUAACAGUCGCCAACCAGCUCAUCAACAAACUGAUUAUGAAGCUCCAAGUCCAGUACUAGAGUUUAGAGUACACAUAUAGUACUACUAGGUGAAGAUUUGCUAUGGUGAAUUGGUGAGAUGUGAAUGAGCAAGAACAAGGACAGGUUGUAUAUGAAAGAUUUCGAUCUCUCUUGCUUUUGUUGUGUGAACUGAGUAAUCACUGUAUACUCAGGUAAUUUUGUAUCUUAAUUUCUUUGAUUCACUGUCAUGAUGUUUUUCUCCUUUUCACUCUUUCCUCCCCCAUUCUCUCUCUUAUUCCCCACAUUUUGCUUCAGAUGGAAACUUCUGUGAUGUUAAUCACUAUAUCAGUAUUCAAUCUCCUUGUCCAUUAAUUUUAUCUAGCUGGAAACGAUACUUUAGAGGAGUUUAAUGGUAUUUUUCUGAACUUAUCGUUUGGUGCAACUAAAGUUUGAACUGUAUGCAUGCUUAGAGAAGAGGCGACAGAUUCACUAUAGUAUAAGUCAUUGGACUGCAGAUUAACAUGUUACAUGCUACACAAUCAGAUAUAUAGACAGAUCAGAUGAGAUGAAAUGAAAUCAGAUCAGUAAGAAAGCUAUAGACACAUGAGAACCCAGUUGACAAUGUAAUUAAUGUAUGUACAUGAUCAUAUAUAAUCUUGACAAGAGUAGAAUUUAUCAGAUAUUAUUUUCUUACAAACUGUAUAACCCAAUAUUAAACUCUUACAAGGAUGCUGAUUUUCCAACUUCUGUUGUUCUGAUCAAUAGUGCAUAAAAGAUGAUAAAUUCAGUAUCAUUUGAAAGAUAAA
This is a messenger RNA of Durio zibethinus, 1398 nucleotides long. Lineage: Eukaryota; Viridiplantae; Streptophyta; Magnoliopsida; Malvales; Malvaceae. The record is from RefSeq and is a predicted model, not a curated record.